Molecule: messenger RNA, 3525 nt
Organism: Notechis scutatus (mainland tiger snake)
Lineage: Eukaryota; Metazoa; Chordata; Lepidosauria; Squamata; Elapidae
Source: RefSeq, a predicted model, not a curated record
AAGAAAAUCAAUCUCACUUUACCACAUGGCAGGUAUUUUUUGAAACUAAGAGGACUGUCAAAAACAGGUUUGGAAUAUGGUAUGUCUAUGUAUUUUUUAGAAAGAAAGAAUUACAUUGGAGAUUAUCAAGUAUUGAACAAAUAUAACAAUUAUUUUGGCUUUCCCAGACUGUUGAAAGUUGUUUGUGGGUGCCAUUGAUGUGCAGUGAAAUUUGGGAACAUGUUAUUUUCAAGACUUAUUAGUAUAUAAAUGCAAUAAAUGCAUUCAUAUUCAUCAUGAUAUUCUCUUUUGGAAUAAGAAAUUAUAUGCAAAGUGCAGAAAAAGAGUAAGAAAAAUAGUAAACUAAAGAAAUUAAUGUAUGAGGUGAGACAAAGGAAAGAAAAGAUAACUAUUUCUAGUUUUAGAUGCCUUAACUCAUUCUCUUUUUGAGGACCUCAUCAAUUCCAUCUAAUGUGUACGCUAUAAUCUAAUAGUGGACUGGCACCAGGGAAAUUUAAGUUCAAACUGCUGUUAUCAAUGGAAACUCACUAGGUGAUUAGGCCAUUUUUCCUCCCCUCUCUCAACCCAGCAUAACUUACCAAGUUGAUCUGGAGGAAAGUAGGAAGACUGAGUUCGACAUAUGCCAUCUUGAAUUCUUGUAUGAAAGAUGGAAUAAAAUCUAAUAACUAUAUGCUGCACUUUGAGAUGUGAAUUGAGCAAAAGAUGGCCAGAACACAAUCUUAAAAAGAAUAAAAGAGUCUCCAUAACAGUCACUUCACAAUGUAACCACGUCAUUUUAAAAUGAAAAAUACACGAUCUGUCCAUUAAUGAUAGAAAACGGAAAACUGCCCUAAUAAUCCUUUCUAUAGUUUAAUGUUUGCAGAUGUUCCAGAUGAGCAUAAUUGAGAGGAAAAUGUUGGAUGCAAUGAAACAUGGACUCAAUUAAAUAAUACAAUAAUUUAUAUGUACCACAGAGAUUAAAGUUGUUAUGAAUUAUGCCUUGUAUGAGAAUCAUCUGGAUACUAGUCGACAAUAACCCUCAAACCAACAUUGCAUGUACUGGAUUUUUUUAAAAGUUGUGAUCUGUGAACUAAUUCAGGAACUAGACUGAGGACAGCUUGCACCAAAUCUUUCCCAUGGUGAUCUUGUCGGAAAGCAGAAGUUGGUUAUGAAAUAAUAGUUGGUACAGGAAUGGAGAAGCUGAUUGUUGCCUGGAUGAAAGUAAUUAGGCAUUCUGAGGAGGCAUUGAAAACAGCUCUUAUCUCCAAGGACAGACAGCUUUUGAAGCUUUAUGAGAAGUUUGAUCCUAAGGAGAAGCAUUUGCUGAAUGAAGCAUUUCAACCAGACAGUGCUCUUUUUAAACCCAUAACUCUGGAAUCCGAAUCAGACUGGAUCUCCUCACAUCCAGAACCCACCCAGGAUUUUUCACAGUUUUAUCAUGACCCCUGCAGAAAUUUGCCAACCCCACAGAAGAGACAGAUUUACAUCCAGCCCAUUGGUUCUUUUGGAGAUGCCAAAGUUAGCACAGAUGUCUACUUGAAAUGGCUGAGAGAUUACUGUGAAGCAUUUUACUACGGCCUGACUGUAAGAAUCCUAGACCCAACGCCAGUUUCGCACACAGGUUGUGCUUUUCGAAUCAAUGAAUACACACACAAUCUGCAGAUCCAUGCAGGGUAUCUCUUGAGUUACUUAAAGAAAAAAAAGCCAAAGGAUGCUUUUUGCAUUGUGGGAAUAACCGUGAUAGAUCUUUACCCCAAGGACUCUUGGAAUUUUGUCUUUGGACAAGCCUCCUUAACAGAAGGGGUGGGGAUCUUCAGCUUUGCCAGAUAUGACAGUGACUUCUACAGUGCAAACUACAAGGGCAGGUUGAAAACAGUGAAAAAGCUUCCUGCAGCUGACUAUUCUGUGUUUGAUGGCUACUAUACACCUGAAAUCACAAGUCAAUUGCUUCUGAGAUCCUGCAAAACUUUGACUCACGAGAUUGGACACAUCUUUGGGCUCCAUCAUUGUCAGUGGUUACAAUGUGUUAUGCAGGGAUCGAAUCAUCUGGAGGAAUCAGACAGACGUCCAUUAGACCUUUGCCCUAUUUGCUUGCGCAAGUUGCAAUCUGUACUUGGUUUCAGCAUUCUGGAAAGAUACAAGGCGCUGCAGAGAUGGAUAGAGGAUAAAGCUAAUGGAACAGAAGAAGGACACAGCAGUGAGGCUAGAGGAAGAUUGCCAAAGCCGGUGGAAUCAUUUACAGAAAGUUAUGAUUUGCUUAUGAAAUGCUUAGACGUCCUCCAGAAAUAGAACCAAACCAGACAGUUCUAGAGAUGCAGAUGACAGACUAAAUAAUUCCUCUGUAGAACUUAUCAGCAGCUCCUUGGGUAGUUUGAGCUUCAAACAUCAACAACUUAAAGGAGCAUUUUCUCUGCCUGUUCAGCAAAUGGUCAUGUUUGCAGUCUGUGAUGAAUGACAAAUCCUGCUCAUUUGCAUGGAACAAGAAAUGGAAUGGAAGCAAAUAGGUUGUGCAUAUCAAUAAACCCUUCAUGCACAUCAGAAUUGAAAAUUGGCGCAGAAAAACUUGUGGGACCUGAAAUUGAUCAGAACCUUCAGUACCUGUGCUUUUGAAGUCAGUUAAUUUCUCUCACAAUAUAGACCUUGUCCAUUUCAUAGGGGUAACAGAUCAAAUUCAUCAGGGGUAACGGGUCAAAUUCAGCCCUGAUAUCCAGACAAAGCUGUGCCCCAAUCAUCUCCAUAGAACUAGUAUAGCUGGAAUCUGACUACAAACAGAUCGUAAAUAAAAUAUCCACAGUACCUUUAAAAUGACAAUUAAAAACUUUGACAUUACAUAAGAAAAUAAAAAAUAAAAAAAUAUUAAAGAUGGUAUACUGAAAUCUAUAAAUAUCAUCAGGAGGCUCUCUGCCAAAGCUCAGUUUUUAACAUGUUCCUAACAGCUAACGAAACUACAUAUUUUACAGUUCAUAAAUGUAAAUGCUACUCUUUCUUCAGAAUUGAAAAAGGAAAUAAUCUGGAGAACUGAUGGUCCUCUGGAUGACAUUGAGCAAUGACCUGGGAAAGAACAAAGGCCAAAGAGGAGAACUACACAAGGACAAGGACAUUUUUUUAUGUUGGGUGUUGAUGAUUAAUUUGAUUUAAGAGUCAAACAUCUUUCAAUUUCCUUGGUUUGGAUUACUGUUAUCUGGCGUAAUAGUGUUUUCAUCUUAAAUCUAAAUCCAAUUAGCAUAUUUCCUUACCUAAUUAAUGCUUAAGCAUAUUUUUUCUCCUCUUCCUAGCUUGGUAGAAUGGAUUUCCCACUGUGUAUAAUUUUCAAGGUUAAUUUUAGUUGGACAGGCACUGACUUCUUCCAGGAUGUUUUCUGAUUUCCCAGAAAUUAAUAUUUAACAUGAGAGCACCUUUAAUUUUGAAAUGAUACAGAAAUAAUUUCUUCCCAUAUAAAAAUUUUUUGCAGGAAUAUUAACUUCUGAUGAGAAUUCCACCUGACAGACAUGACAAAAGAUCAUGUUACCCAGAUUAUGGUAUAUUAUAAUAUUUAGUGAAUAUGUA